Molecule: messenger RNA, 2693 nt
Organism: Chara braunii
Lineage: Eukaryota; Viridiplantae; Streptophyta; Charophyceae; Charales; Characeae
Source: the annotation of a GenBank genome assembly
GGAGAAGAGAUGAGGACGCCCGUCUCCUUCCCGCCUUGUUCGGAAGGAGCCGACCUUGGGGGAGGAGAAGGCUGUCGUGGGGGGGAUSAAGGGGAUGGUGUGGAUGACGGAAGGACGGGAGGAAGCGGACAGGAUGGUCACCAUCCGAAGGUACAGCGGCAGCUAUCAUGGGAGAAGAAGCGAUGGUUUCCGAAAGUGCUGGUGCAGAUCGCCAUGUACAAUGAGCGGGAAUGCUACCAGCUGUCCAUCGGAGCUUGUGCGCGACUGGAUUGGCCGCGCGAUCGGCUGCUCGUCCAGGUGCUGGACGAUUCCGACGAGGAGGAGAUGAAAUCUCUAGUGGACGACGAGGUAGAGCGAUGGGUGAAGGAGGGGGUCGAAAUGGUCGUGAAUAGGCGCGCAGACAGAAGCGGCUUCAAGGGGGGAAACCUGAAGAGCGGGUUCGAGGCGCCGUACACGAMGGAGUACGAGUUCAUUGCCAUGUUCGACGCUGAUUUCCAACCCGAACCGGACUUCCUGGCACGGACUAUUCCCUAUUUCCGCGACGAUCCCAGGGUGGCGUUGGUUCAGGCUCGGUGGGAKUUCAACAACUCCUACCAGAACAUUUUGACUCGGACGCAGCUGAUCGACAUGUCCUACCACUUCUCUGUCGAGCAGCAGGUUCAGGCAGCGACGGGGCUUUUCUUCCAAUUCAACGGCACSGCGGGCGUGUGGAGAAGGUCAGCCAUCGUCGACGCAGGGGGGUGGUUGACUCGCACCACAGUGGAGGACAUGGACUUGUCCUUCCGAGCAUUCUUGCGAGGGUGGAGGUUCAAGUACCUAGACCAGGUGCGCGUAGUGUCGGAGAACCCCACGAGCGUCCGUGCGUACUCUCGCCAGCAGCACCGCUGGUUUGCCGGACCUGCACGCUUGCUAGUCCUGGUCUUCGCGGAUAUCCUCCGCUGCAAGCAUCUGUCCUUCUCCAACAAGUUUCACAUGCUSGUGAUGUUCAUAUUCUUCCGAAAGAUUGUUGCUUCCAUCGUCGGAGCUGCGCUGGCUUUCCUCGUACCCCUGCUCUUCGUACUGAUCCCUGAGCUUACCCUUCCUCUGCCCAUCGCUCUCGUCGCCAUCAGUCUCGGGGCAGUCGUUGSUCGGAUACUGUCUGGGCGUCAGGAAUCGCUUCUUGCGUGUCUUCCCAUCGURGCUCCUUACAUUUGGGUCGCGAGUUCCGUCUCUGUGACGAAAGCAAUUGGCUGCGUGCAGGGACUGUUGGACCGACCCGAGGCUAGCGAAUGGGUUGUUACGGAGAAGACGGGAGUGCGARRGGGGCACGAAGAGUGUGACGAUGAUGAMGAAGACGGCGAAGAAGCAGGAGGAGAAGUAGAGGGGGACAAAGCUGUAGGAGGACGGGCAGUCGGACGAGAAGAAGAAAAGACUACUCUUUCUUGCGACGGAUGUGAUUCGAGGUUCGACGCUUCAUCAGCUGCGGCAGCAGGUGAGGACGUCGAGAGMGGACAAUGUCAUGCGGAAGAUAAAAUGGGCGUCGGGCCACRCCCGCCUCCGCCGUCCAGCGCAGGUCGCCCUCGGCGRAAGAAGAAGAGGACAGUUUUGAAGGCCCAAUUGUUUCUGGCGUUAUUGAUUCUGUCGGCUUGCAUUCCUGCCUUCCUGUCGGCCCGUGCGCUCUUUUAUUACAUCUUCUUCCAAAGCCUGGUCACGCUAGCCUUCGCAUGCAGCUUUCUUGGCGAUGGCUGAGACCCCCCCMAGUGGGAAUUCUCGAAUUUCACCUAGCUGCGGUUAUCCUCUGGAAUUGGAUGGGUGUAGAGAUGAUAAGGGCAAAUUGCAGAUAUACCGGAUCAGAGAAGUAUCGUAGACAAAAAUACCAGUCUGUCCGUGUAUUGUGACAAAUACGCCAGCAAACUUACAUCAAUGUAGAGUKGCGUGAGGACUAGGACUUGGAUGCGGAUAAGCAGGAGGAGGAGGGGGAGAAUAAUAACCACAGUUUUGAUGAUGUGGAUUAGGAGUAGGAUCUGCAUAAYUAUGACGAGGCGGGGGGUGUAAUUAUUUGAGGCGUUGGACUCURSAGUAGCGUCAGCACCCGAAUAGAACGCCCGAGCACUAUUGCGGUAUUGGGGACAGAAAGUUGGCCCAACGGCAGCUCUAAUGACCGGGCGUUAUAUUCGAGUGAAGAUGUCAGGGAAAGGCCUUUGGAGAGAGAGUGAGCGAGGGAGACUGCUUGACUGAACUGACAACUUGUGACAAGCAGUCUCCCUCGCUCACUCUCUCCCCAAAGGCCUUAUCAUUCUCUCAUCAGUGCGUUCUUUUCGUUACUUCAGGAUGUUCAAUCUACGUACCAAUUUUGCAUGUUUCGAGUUGAUGCGCAUACGUGGGGAGACCAAAGGAGGCAGUACGACAGGGUCGGGCAGGGGGAAUCUGGUAAGGCCAGCGUGAUGAAGCGAGCACGGAACAGAAAACCAUUGACUUGAUAUCUUCGACGAUCGGAUGGACCUGGUCCACAGCCUGGUCUCGAUUCGUGUCGCUGCUCGCGUCACACCUGUGACCCGUGGCUUGAGGAAUAGUUCGUUUAUCUGCACGCUUGAGGAAUACCUUGAUAUCGCCGAUACCAUUAGGCGAUUUGAGUAUUCGGCAGUGACGGGAGCUUGAGUAACAACAUUUCUUCUUACGACAGACGACUGAGACGAUGUAGAAAGGCUUUGAGC